Messenger RNA from Passer domesticus (house sparrow), 3869 nucleotides. RefSeq names its product inactive phospholipase C-like protein 2. The coding region runs from base 34 to 3279 and encodes 1081 amino acids. The transcript is spliced from 6 exons. Lineage: Eukaryota; Metazoa; Chordata; Aves; Passeriformes; Passeridae. Gene Ontology annotation, molecular function: phosphatidylinositol-4,5-bisphosphate phospholipase C activity. Gene Ontology annotation, biological process: phosphatidylinositol-mediated signaling; release of sequestered calcium ion into cytosol; lipid metabolic process. The record is from RefSeq and is a predicted model, not a curated record.
CCCGCGGCGGCCGCUGCCCUGAGGCCGCGGGGGAUGGCGGAGGGGCCCCGGGGCGCCCCGCCGCCGGGCUCGCCCCGCCCCGCCGCGCCGCUGCCCAACGGGCCCCGCGGCGGCGGCGGCGGCAGCCCCGGCUCGGGCUCGGGCAGCAGCAGCCGCGAGGACUCGGCGGAGCGGAGCCCCGCGCCCGCCGCGCCCCGGGCCAGCAUCAUGAAGGACGGCUCUCGGCAGCGGCCUCCGCACAAGAAGAAGACAGUGUCCUUCAGCUCCAUGCCCAAUGACCGCAAGAUCAACAGCACGGCUGCCUGCAUCUCCCUCAUGCUGGAGGGCUGCGAGCUGAAGAAGGUGCGCUCCAACUCCCGCAUGUACAGCCGCUUCUUCGUGCUGGACGCCGACAUGCGCUCCGUGCGCUGGGAGCCCUCCAAGAAGGACUCAGAGAAGGCCAAGAUUGAGAUCAAAUCGGUCAAAGAGGUGCGGGUGGGCAAGAAGACGCCUGUCCUGCGUAGCAAUGGCCUCUCCGACCAGUUCCCGGACGAGUGCGCCUUCUCCAUCAUCUAUGGGGACAACUACGAGUCCCUGGACCUGGUGGCCAGCUCAGCGGAUGUGGUGAGUGCCUGGGUGAUGGGGCUGCGCUACCUGGUGUCCUACGGGAAGCACAGCCCUGAGGCGCCCGGGACUGGCCACCCCAGCCUCCGGACGUCCUGGAUCUCCUCUGUCUUCGACCUGGCUGACCUGGAGAAGUCUGGGCGCAUCCCCGUGUCCCGGGCUGUGCAGCUGAUCAAGGCGCUCAACCCUGGCAUGAAGACCUCCACCAUCGAGCUGAAGUUCAAGGAGCUGCAGAAGGCCAGCGAGCGUCCUGGCGCGGAGGUGGCCUGUGACCUCUUUGUGGAGGCAUACUGCGAGCUCUGCACCCGCCCUGAGAUCUUUUUCCUGCUGGUCCAGUUCUCCAGCAACAAGGAAUACCUGGGUGUGAAGGACCUGCUGAUGUUCCUGGAGGUGGAGCAGGGCAUGGAGGGGGUGACAGAGGAGAAGUGCUUGGAGAUCGUCAGCAAGUACGAGCCCUCCAAGGAGGGCCGGGAGAAGGGCUACCUGGCCAUCGACGGCUUCACGCGUUACCUGCUCUCUGCUGACUGCUCCAUCUUUGACCCCCAGCACCGCAAGGUCUGCCAGGACAUGGCACAGCCCCUCUCCCACUACUACAUUAGCUCUGCCCACAGCGCCUGCCUGCUGGAGGACAACUUCUGGGGCCGCUCAGACAUCAGCGGCUACAUCAGUGCCCUGGGCCUGGGCUGCCGCAGCAUCGAGCUGGUGCUGUGGGAUGGCCCUGAGGGUGAGCCCGUGGUCUACACCAGCCCCUCGGCUGCCUCCUGCGUGCCCUUCCGUGCCGUGGUGGGGCUGAUCGACCAGCACGCCUUCACUGCCUCCGCCUACCCCCUCAUCCUCUGCCUGGUGGUGCGCUGCUCGGCCCCCCAGCAGCGGCUCGCUGCCCAGUGCCUGCGCAAAACCCUGGGGGAGAAGCUGUACCUGGAGCCCCCCAACCCCGUGGCCUCCUACCUGCCCUCCCCGGAGGAGCUCAAGGGCCGCAUCCUCAUCAAGGGCAAGAAGCUGCCGCCCAGCUGCGAGGACAGCGAGGGGGAGGUGUCGGACGAGGAGGAAGGCUGGGAGCUGGCGCGGCGGCUGGGCCAGGAGGACCGGGAGGCGCCGGAGGGAGGCGGCCUGCGGCGGGUGCGCCUCAGCCGUGAGCUCUCGGAGCUGGUGAGCCUCUGCCAGGCCGUGCCCUUCCAGGACUUUGAGAGCUCGAGGCGCGGGCAGCGCUACUGGGAGAUGUGCUCCUUCAGCGAGGUGGAGGCGGGACGCUUCGCCAACGAGUGUCCGGCUGAGCUGGUCAGCUACAACAAGCGGUUCCUCUCCCGCAUCUACCCCAGCCCCAUGCGCAUCGACGCCAGCAACAUGAACCCCCAGGAUUUCUGGAAGUGCGGCUGCCAGAUGGUGGCUAUGAACUACCAGACCCCGGGGCUCAUGAUGGACCUGAACGCGGGCUGGUUCCGGCAGAACGGGGCCUGCGGCUACGUCCUGCGCCCGGCCAUCAUGCGGGAGGAGGUCUCCUACUUCAGUGCCAACGCCAAGGACUCGCUGCCCGGCGUGCCUGCCCAGCUCCUACACCUCAAGGUCAUCAGCGGGCAGAACCUGCCCAAGCCCAAGGGCUCGGGGGCCAAGGGAGAGGUCGUGGAGCCCUACGUCUGCGCUGAAAUCCACGGCAUCCCGGCCGACUGCGCCGAGCACCGCACCAAGACCGCCCUGCAGAGCGGGGACAACCCCAUCUUCGACGAGAGCCUGGAGUUCCAGAUCAACCUGCCGGAGCUGGCCGUGCUGCGCUUCGUGGUGCUGGACGACGACUACAUCGGGGACGAGUUCAUUGCCCAGUACACCAUCCCCUUCGAGUGCCUGCAGCCCGGCUACCGCCACGUCCCCCUGCAGUCGCUGGCCGGGGAGCCCCUGCCCCACGCCACCCUCUUUGUGCAUGUGGCCAUCACCGACCGCCGCGGCGGGGGCAAGGGGCACCGCCGGGGGCUGGCAGGGCGCCGGGGCCGCCGCGUAAGAGAGUACACCUCCACCAAGGCCACCGGCAUCAAAGCCAUCGAUGAGGUGUUCCGCACGGCCACCCAGCCGCUGCGGGAGGCCACUGACCUGCGGGAGAACGUGCAGAAUGCACUGGUGUCCUUCAAGGAGCUGUGUGGGCUGACACCCGCUGCCAACAUGAAGCAGUGCAUCCUGACGGUGUCCACGUGGCUGCUGCACAGUGACAGCGCACCCAGUGUCACCCUCAACCUGGCAGAGCAGUACCCCCCCAUGGAGGCCCAGGGCCCCAUCCCCGACCUGCUGCGCAAGGUCCUCACUGCCUACGACACGAUGAUCCAGACCAGCCGGACGCUGAUCGAGUCUGCUGACGCCGUGUACGGGAAGCUCAUCCAGGCACAGCAGGCAGGGAUGGAUUUCCACAAGGAGCUGCACCGCAUCGAGACCAAGGAAGGGCUGCGGGGCCGCAAGCUGCAGAAGGCGCUGGAGAGCUUCGCCUGGAACAUCACUGUCCUCAAGGGCCAGGCUGACCUCCUGAAGCACGCCAAGGCGGAGGCGCUGGACAACCUGUGGCAGAUCCACAACGCGGGGCAGUCCUGCGGCAUCGGCAGGAACGGGGCGGCCUCGCCCGAGCCCUCUCGGCUGCAAGCCCCGCUGGAGCCCAUCCCGGAGACGGACGGAGGUGGCGACACAGCGUCCUGCUGACCCCGGCCUGGGGCUCGGGGCCCGGACUGAGCACCCCUGGCCGCAGGGGCCGGGAGCAGGGAGCCCCAGCCUGCCCGGGGAAUGUGUGUGAGGCUGGGUGCCUGUGCUCUGCUGUGUUGAGGGGCUUCAGAAUUCACUGGAGAGAUGUCUCUGCUCCCUCUUGCCCUGCCAGGCUCCCAGAGGACUCAUCCGUCCCCUCCAUCUGCUUCUGGGGCCAGUUCUCUGCUGAGGGGCCAGUGGGUACCCCAGUGCCAUGUGCAUGUACCCCCAGAUGCCACUUGGAAAAGCAGCCCCAGGUCUGGGCUCCUGCCCACCCUCCCCAGGGCUGCAGGUUUGGACUCCACCAGCCCUGGGGAAAACCUGGCUGGCAGAAGGAUCCUGGCUGCUCCUGUCACCUCUACAGCAUCCCUGGGGUCCCCACUAUGCAGAGGGACUGGGAGGCUCACGGGUGCAGUCAGGGUGUCCCUGAACAGCAGAUGUGGCUGCUGGCAUCAGGGAAAUGUUUGGGUUCAACCCCAGGGCAAGGGAGUUCAGCACAAGCAAAGGCUGGAGGUGGUCUGGGGUCUGGGUUAUAAAGAGUGCAAGACCUC